Larimichthys crocea (large yellow croaker) is the source of this 1140-nucleotide messenger RNA. RefSeq names its product carcinoembryonic antigen-related cell adhesion molecule 6-like. The coding region runs from base 1 to 1134 and encodes 377 amino acids. NCBI's taxonomy places the organism in Eukaryota, Metazoa, Chordata, Actinopteri, Sciaenidae. The record is from RefSeq and is a predicted model, not a curated record. The transcript is spliced from 7 exons.
AUGGACCAGGGGACCAUUCAGGUGUCAUGUGUUCAACCCUUAAAGCUCUGGCACAGUGGGCCAACUCCUCUCCAUCACUGUUUAACCAAAGUGGCUGGUGUGUUGCCAGCUGGUCCUCUGAAUGCAGCUGUGGGAGGCACGGUGAUGUUCAACACAACACUGACUCCAACAGAAAAUCUAACAAUCAGCUGGAAUGUUAAUGAUAAACGUAUAAUCUUUUCAACAAGUGGUGGAAACUUCCCUGCACCAGAGUAUAAAGACAGGAUAACCCUCUUCACCUCUACAGGAUCUCUAGAGCUCAGGAAUCUGGCUCUCAGUGACAGCGGAGUAUACAGAGUUUCCAUUGAACCACAGGGAAAACCACAAAUGACUGGAAGCAUCAGACUGGAGGUUCUCGUGCCAGUCUCAAAUGUUGUUGUAACUCCCAACACCACAGACUUGGAGGAGUUCAAAGACUCUGUCCGUCUGUCCUGCUCCUCCUCUGGAUCCUCUCGCUCUUUCCUCUGGUUGAACAGCAGCUCUGAGGUUACAGCCAGUGACAGAGUUCAGCUCACUGAUGGAAACUCCACUCUCACUAUAGUCAGUGUGACCCGCUAUGACCAGGGACCAUUCAGGUGUCAUGUGUCCAACCCUGUAAGCUCUGCCACCAGUGGGUCAAUACUCCUCUCCAUCAGCUAUGGUCCAGAAAAUGUUAAACUCAUAAUAUCUCCACCACAAGAACACCAUGAGGAAGGAUCAAACAUCGUCCUGUCCUGCUCAGCUGACUCCAGACCUGCUGCUCUGUUUUACUGGUUUCUGAAUGGAGACAAGCUGUCUGAUACUGGACCAGAGCUCACACUGAUGAACAUUCAGAUGAGUCAGAGUGGAAGCUACAGCUGUCAGGCCUUUAAUGAAAACACUCUGAGAUAUGAAACAUCUCAGUCUUCAGUUGUGUCUGUACUGGCCAUCCAAGAAAAAACAUCAAUCUGUUCAGCUGGCUGCAUCGCUGGAAUAGUAAUCGCAUGUUUGGUCGUCUGUGGAGCGGCUGCUGGUGGAGGGUACUACAUUUAUCGAAAAAAAAGAAAAAGUAACAACAAAGCCCCGCCUUUUUCUACUACUAAUCAAGAGCAAGACGAUCAUGUAUAUGAGAACUGAUAAACU